Messenger RNA from Trichosurus vulpecula (common brushtail), 851 nucleotides. RefSeq names its product magnesium-dependent phosphatase 1-like. The coding region runs from base 85 to 567 and encodes 160 amino acids. The transcript is spliced from 6 exons. Gene Ontology annotation, molecular function: acid phosphatase activity. The record is from RefSeq and is a predicted model, not a curated record. NCBI's taxonomy places the organism in Eukaryota, Metazoa, Chordata, Mammalia, Diprotodontia, Phalangeridae.
GGCUUCUCUCUAUGGUCAAAGAUGGUGGCUUGCUGAAAGCGGGUAACCUGUACUACACCUGCAGGCGGCCUGCGACCGCCCGCCAUGGCCCGCCUCCCGAAGCUGGUAGUCUUCGACCUGGAUUACACUCUCUGGCCGUUCUGGGUUGACACUCACGUGGAGCCCCCAUUCCAUAGAAACAGGGAUGGGAAUGUGCGGGAUAGCAACGGGAAGAUCAUUAGGCUAUACCCAGAGGUGCCCGCUGUCCUGGAACGUCUGCAUGGCCUGGGGGUGACUGUCGCGGCUGCCUCCCGGACCGGUGAGAUUCAAGGAGCCAAUCAGCUCUUGGAGCUUUUUGACCUCACCAAAUAUUUUGCACACAAGGAAAUCUAUCCAGGCUGCAAGAUCACACACUUUGAGAGAUUGCAGCAGAAGAGUGGCGUCCCCUACUCUGAAAUGAUCUUCUUUGAUGACGAGAAGCGGAACAUUGUAGAUGUCAGCAAACUGGGUGUCACCUGUAUUCAUGUCCAGAGUGAAAUGAGUCUGCACACUCUGACUAAAGGCCUAGAAACAUUUGCAAAGUCUUGAGAGAAACUCCCAGAGUCAGCCCUGCAGAUGGGAGCCCUGGCCACGGACCCCAGCAGGAAGAGAACAAGAAUGAGGAAUGCGUUUUCAGGUCAUCUGUGAAUUGUAUAAAACAUUUGUGUGUGAGCAUACAAGACCCUUCCCUUGGUGUCAGUCCUCUUUGUCCUCAUGUGGGCCAACAACACUGCCUAGGACUGAUUCCAGGCUUUGCUUCCCAGUGUCGUCUGUUCUUUGCUGUGUUACCACAACCUCCCUUCCUCAUGGCAAAUAAAACUUUCUGUGACAUA